GGUGAAACUAUUUUUUUGGUCUUCUUUUGAUUUGAACUGCCUAUGAAAAAUAUCUUCUUACACGUCGUACAUGUUUAGCAUGCCUUUAAUGACUAUGGUUAAUUAAGCUUGAUUUACUUGGAAAAUUCAUACUUAGAUUAAUAAAGAUAUAUCAAAAGUGAGCAUUCUUAUUGCAUUGUAUCCAUGGCACCGUGUAUUACACAUGAACCAUUUUGCUUGCAUUUUUGGAGCAUCUCUCGUGGCAUUUCAUUCAUGCUUAUUUGUGAUGCACCCUUUUUAAUUCUUUAGAGAAUGAUGUUCCCGAGAGUCACGAGGUUGAACCCGAGGGUGAACAGGAAUUGUUCGUGAGUGAAGCACCUGAAGAGUGAUAGUUAGAAGUCAUGUCUUUAAAUUCUCAAUAUAUGUUUAGCUAUGCUUAAGUCAUCGGUAGCUAAUAAGCAGCAUUGUUGUCAAUUAUUGCGAAUCCCCUGUCACCUCUAGCUUGUCGUGUCGUCGAAGAACCCUAUAUAUACCGUUGUUGUGCCGGGGACUACUACUCAAUUUACAAAACGCAAGGCUGUCUGUUGCCUCAAUUGAACCCGAGAUGGGCUCGGAUAACCACUUUAGGUUUCCCUUCAGACAGAGCCUCGUCGUGCUGCUCUUUUUAGCUGCUGCGGUAAUUGCAGGCUCUGCUCGUCCAGAAUCUUACAAGACGACCCAACAUCCUCCAUUAUAUGAUCAGCAAGCAGAUGGCAUAGCAAACAAACAGUUGCUCUACAUUUGCAUCAAUAAAUUCAUCUGCCGCUUUAUAUUACUCGUCAAAAAUAACACUCAGAAGGAAGUAGUUACUGUCGAUGCCAUGAAUGCUAAGCCGGCGCUCCUCCUAUACAACUAUGGCUUAUCGGGCCCACUUCCAGAGAAUAUUGGCUCCUCCAAGUUGAGCUACCUCGCUCUCGCCAACAACAAGCUCACCGGGCCAAUCCCACCAUCAAUCGGGCACCUGCAAGACUCCCUCCUCGAGGUGCUCCUCCUCAACAACCAGCUCUCCGGCUGCCUCCCUCACGAGCUCGGCAUGCUCACCAAGGCGGCCGUGAUCGACGCCGGCAUGAACCAGCUCACCGGUCCGGUUCCGUCAUCCUUCUCUUGCCUCAGCAGCGUCGAGCAGCUCAACCUGGCCGGAAACCGCCUGUACGGAGAGGUGCCCGACGCGCUCUGCAAGCUCGCCGGGCCGGCCGGCCGCCUCGCCAACCUCACGCUGUCCGGCAACUACUUCACCUCCGUCGGGCCGGCGUGCGCGGCGCUGAUCAAAGAAGGCGUGCUGGACGUGAAGAACAACUGCAUUCCGGGAUACGCCAACCAGAGGCGGCUGGCGGAGUGCGCGUCGUUCCUGAGCCAGCCGAAGACAUGCCCGGUGGCGAGCACUCAAGUGACGUGCCCCGCCGCAGCUGCCAAGAACGCGGCGACGCCGGAGGAGAGGAAGGGCAGGGACUACUCCAGCUACGUGACGUACGCUACUCUGCAUGAGUGAGGCGCCACGGUGGCAUGCACUAGGGGACAGAGUGCCUCGGUGCUACUUGCUCAUCUUGUAUUCUUGUGCAUGUUGGUGUGCUUGUGUUGUUGUCCGUUUCCUCUGUACGUGUUGCUGUCACCUCUGCUUCGUGAAAAAUCGUUUGUGAUUAUUAAAAGUUGGUG
Messenger RNA from Phragmites australis (common reed), 1671 nucleotides. RefSeq lists its product as uncharacterized. The transcript has a single exon. Lineage: Eukaryota; Viridiplantae; Streptophyta; Magnoliopsida; Poales; Poaceae. Gene Ontology annotation, molecular function: protein binding. The coding region runs from base 584 to 1507 and encodes 307 amino acids. The record is from RefSeq and is a predicted model, not a curated record.